Molecule: messenger RNA, 949 nt
Organism: Danaus plexippus (monarch butterfly)
Lineage: Eukaryota; Metazoa; Arthropoda; Insecta; Lepidoptera; Nymphalidae
Product: peptidoglycan-recognition protein LB-like
Exons: 5
Coding region: 147-818 (223 amino acids)
Biological process (GO): peptidoglycan catabolic process
Molecular function (GO): zinc ion binding; N-acetylmuramoyl-L-alanine amidase activity
Source: RefSeq, a predicted model, not a curated record
GUGCCAGAUGACUAUAAACGUACUUAGACUGCGGAGAAUUCUGUUAUACGAUCACUGCUGCCAAAACGAUACGCCAUAUUUAUUGUAACAAUCGAAAACUUUAAUACAUUCCAUUCAUCCGCAUGUGACGGUCCUUUCCACGAAUAAUGACGAUUUAUAUCGAACUCCUAGUUUGUGCGUAUAUAGUGGAUAUAGCGAGCAGCGGCGCUGUAUUCCGUGGGCAAGAUGCUGAUGAUGACAACGAGGUGUCUAGUUACGAUUUUCCCUACGUGACCCGUUCCAUGUGGCACGCUAGACCUCCAAAAGAAAAGAUACCCUUGCAAUCACCAGUACCAUAUGUAGUCAUACAUCACUCCUAUUCGCCACCGGCCUGCUAUGACGGUGUAACCUGCCGUCAAGCUAUGAGGUCCAUGCAGAACUUCCACAUGGACUCUAGAGGCUGGUGGGACAUAGGUUACAAUUUCGCCGUCGGCAGCGAUGGAGCAGCGUACGAAGGCAGAGGAUGGACAGUGCUAGGAGCGCACGCUCUCCACUUCAAUAACAUUAGCAUUGGAAUAUGUCUGAUUGGGGAUUGGAGAUUCUUAGUGCCGCCUUCAAAUCAACUGAAGUCAGCCAAAGCUCUAAUAAAUGCCGGAGUAGAAUUGGGAUACAUCAAAAGCGACUAUAAGCUUGUUGGUCAUAGACAAGUCCGGGAGACUGAAUGCCCUGGUGACGCCCUGUUCCACGAGAUACAAACUUGGGACCAUUGGUCAUCCUUCCCCGCCUCUUAUAAGGAUUUAGAUAAAAUUGACUUGACUGGAUCUCAGAAUAAAAGUUAAAUUAUUUAUUAAAGGGACUUUUUGUUACAAUUUUUUUAAAAGCUCUUAUUGUUAUUUCAUUUUAGUAAAAAAAAACUCUAGAGGUAGUGAUUGUAAGAGAAAAAUAUAUAUAAUAUUCUGUUGACUUUUUA